AUGCAUGGUUACCAUGGGAUGAUGCUGCCUACAUUUUUCCCACAGUUUGCUCCUCAUCCAAAUGCCGAUCCUUAUCCAUGGAGAAAUGAGCAGCCAACGGAAGUACUGUUUAGACCACCAAUUCCCUACCCUUAUGCUCCUCCAAUUCCUUAUCCGGGAUGUUCAAGUAGUCAUAAGGAUAUCACAGAACCCAUCAUCUCGUCUACUAGGCGAUUGUUGUUUUCUUCUGAAAGCAGUACUUAUCAAGAUAGCUCAAAUGAGACUGAUAAUUCAUUGGUUGAGGAAGUACCUUCAAUGGUUGAGGAAGUACCAUCGAUGCUUGAAGAAGUGCCGGUUGAAGAAGUACCAUCAGUCUCCUGUGGAAAUGAUGACGAUAGUGUUAUAGAGCCAAAGCCGGGGAUGUCAUUUAAAACUGAGCAUGAACUUAUAGACUACUAUAAGCAAUAUGGAAAACAGACUGGGUUUGGCGUAAUGACCCAAAGAAGUAAAAGGGAAGACGAUGUGAGUGUUAGAUAUUUAACACUUGGUUGUGCUCGUGGUGGGAAGGCAAGGAAUCGUACUUCGAAUGUUUCUAAACCACGUCCGACAACAAAGACGGAUUGUAAGGCGAAGGUUAAUGCAAUUUUGCUUGAUGGAGUGUUGCGUAUAACUACUGUUGAGAAUGCACACAACCACGGGUUAAGUCCUCAAAAGGCAAGGUUCUUUAGAUGUAAUCGAGCUAUUGACGAUUCUGUAAAGAGGCAACUAGAUAUCAACGACAAGGCAGACAUCAGUAUGGCUAAAAGUUUCAACUCCUUGGUUGUCGAGGCAGGUGGAUAUGAUAAUCUUUCAUUUGUUGAGAAGGAUGCACGGAAUUAUAUCGACAAGGCCAGACACCUUAGGCUUGGUAAAGGAGGUGCUUCUGCACUUCGUGGGUAUUUUGAGAGAAUGCAUUAUAAGAAUGAUGAGUUUUAUUCCUUAUUGGAUUUAGACGAUGAUGGAAGAUUAAAGAAUGUCUUUUGGGCUGAUGCACGUAGCAGAGCAGCAUAUGGAUAUGGCAUGCCAUUCGCUCAUUUUGUCGGUGUUAACCAUCAUGGACAAUCAAUUCUUUUUGGAGCAGGUUUGAUUUCAAGCGAAGAUACUGAUACAUUUGUUUGGUUAUUUGAGACUUGGUUGAAAUGUAUGGAUGAGAAGGCUCCAAACGCUAUUAUCAUUGACCAAGAUAGGGCCAUGAAAAAUGCCAUAGCAAGAGUCUUUCUGAAAACACGACACCGGUAUUGUUUAUGGCACAUCAUGCGAAAACUACCAGAGAAAUUGGGUUCCCAUUCUAAAUAUAAUGAUGGUUUGAAGAAAGCAUUGCACAAAUGUGUUUAUGAUUGCCAAAAUUCUGAUGAGUUUGAGAAGUCAUGGGAGGCGAUGAUUGAUACGUACAAUUUGCACGAGAAUGCAUAG
Messenger RNA from Carya illinoinensis, 1431 nucleotides. RefSeq names its product protein FAR-RED IMPAIRED RESPONSE 1-like. NCBI's taxonomy places the organism in Eukaryota, Viridiplantae, Streptophyta, Magnoliopsida, Fagales, Juglandaceae. The transcript is spliced from 4 exons. The record is from RefSeq and is a predicted model, not a curated record. Bases 1 to 1431 code for a protein of 476 amino acids.